Molecule: messenger RNA, 1384 nt
Organism: Blastomyces gilchristii SLH14081
Lineage: Eukaryota; Fungi; Ascomycota; Eurotiomycetes; Onygenales; Ajellomycetaceae
Exons: 4
Coding region: 1-1038 (345 amino acids)
Source: RefSeq, a predicted model, not a curated record
AUGUCGCCGUUGAAUGAUCAGACGACGUCGAUGUCAGCCUUUGGCUACGUUUCAUCGGAACCAAGUAGUGAAGAUUCACGAAAUGAAAGGAUCCUCCACUGGCUAAAUAGCCAGGGGGACCCGGAUUUCGAAAACGACAACCACAUCAGAACAGGCGCUGAGAUCGUGAUACGGAUAAAGGGAACUGAUGGACAAGCCGAUGAAUAUGUUCAUCUACGUCCUCCGAGAAGUAAUAUCGAUGUAGAUUUCGAAUCUUCCACGGGGACUGUUACCAUUAGAGAAGUAACAACGGUACCAGCAGCAGAAACAAUGGAGGGAGAAGUAGAGCAACAAGGCGAAGCUGAAGAAGGACUGCACCCCUCCACAGCCGGUCCCAUGCCAGAGGCUACAAAGCCUCCCCAUCUCUCCGUCCUCCUGCGCCUCAAUCGCAGCAUAUGCGAACUUGUGGCACUGGAAGAACUCAACGACACCUCCCUACUCCUCAGCAUCGAUAUCAUGGAUGGCCAGCGGCUCAGCACAGAAAACCAUCAAUACGGCUUCAUCAGUGGGCGGGUCGUGAGCGCGCUGGAAAAUGUCAUGCGGCAACCACGGCAAAUACGCGCGAUGCAGAUUCUACUCCCUGCCUCACAGAUACCGUGGAAAUGGACCGCGACGACUGUGCUGGUGACUUUUGGCAAGAUAUCCGGGCGCGAGAGGAGGAAUAUGGGUCUGAUUUACCAGCGGGUUAGGGAGUGUCAGUACCAGAUCCAGGAGUAUGAUAAGGUGGUUCCCAAGGAGAAAAUGUUGGGGGAGCUGGUGGAGCAGGAAGAGGUGGCUGUGAGGAAUUUGGAGAAGCUGGACGUUGGGGAGAGGCGGGAGUGGUUGGAAAAGUAUGAGAGGAUUGUUGACGAGCAGGCUGUUGUGAAGACGAGGGAUCAGUGGGUUCUGGAGGGGGAGAGGCUGAAGGAGGAGCAUAACGCGCUGAUGGAUGUCGUUGGGGGCUUUACCAAGGCUGCGGAUGGGCUUGAAGAGCUUGCGCGUCGGGACAAGGAAAUUUAAAGGGCUGGGUGGGGAUGCAAGGAAUGUGCUGUUGGGUUGGAUCUGGGUGGGGUGGGAUGCUCUUGGGUUUGAGAAGAAUGAAAAGUUAGUCUAGCACGUUUCUCUGUCUGUACCUAUUCCGUCCGCAUAUAUGUUCUUUGCAUUCAGUUUGUAUUAGGCGGCAGGCAACUCCACUCGUUCGAGGAGGUAAGCCAGCACUGUGAUAUUAUUAGUAUUGUUGUUGUUCCUCCAGCGAGGCUGCCAUCAAAAAAAUGUACAGAUCUUCCACCACUUGAACAUCACACCACAGAGGGCUCUGGGAUAUGGUUUGAUUAACUACAUACAUCCAUCAGUUCGGUUGGGCAAU